GAUAACCAGUCAGUAAAUACUAAAUAAGGAAUGUCCAAAAGCUAGGUCUCACUGUCACCCUUACACCCAAAUCAAAAAAGAUUAUUGCAUUUUUUGGAAGAUUUAUUCUUAUCCAACGCCUUACAGAUUAAUCACACACGAUGACUUACUCCAUAAAUAUAUAAGUACUUUUUUCAUUUCCACCGUGAUAGAAAAUUCCAUCGUAAUAAAAAAUUCUCACAGUUUUAAAUAAAAUCAAAUGUCGUCGACCCUCCUCCCCGCUAUCAAGGUUUUACUCAUCUCCACCCUCGUUCUCUUCACUACCGUAAGAUUAAGACUUCAUAUUUCACUUACACUCAUUCUUGACUUCGUAGUCAAUCACGUGUCGAUCACGUGGACAUUCUGUCUCACGUGCCUUCAGCCACCCUACGUCUUCCUCCUCUUCAACGCUGUCAUCAUUUUCACCGCCGCCUCCACAAUGUUGUACCGCUACGAAUCUCCUCCUUACGUCCAUCUCCCCGUACUAGAAGAAGACGAAGAAGAAGAAGAAGAAUAUUAUUUUCCUAUGCUGAAGUGGACGGAGACUCCACCGGCGCCGUCGCUAGACGACGUGUGGAAGACCAUAACAGAAACUCCACAAAUUACACCGCUUCAUCAGAGAUCAGAGACGUUCAGUGAGGGAAUGGAGAAGGAGAAGAUAGAUAGUACGGUAGAGUGUGGUCUGAGACGGUCGGUGAGUCUUGACGAGUUGAACCAGCGCGUGGAAGCGUUUAUUAGGAAGUUCAAUGAGGAGAUAAGGUUGCAGAAGCUCUAUUCACCUGAAGAUGAUGAUGAACCGUUGUGUUGAUCCAUUUUUUUGCGGAAUUUGGAAGGAUAUUUUGGCAGAAUUAGAAAAUAUCAACAAAUUUCACCCAAAAAAAACAAGAAUUUAUUUAGAUUCCGAAGCUUAUCAGGUCAAAGCAAAUCUCAAGACUUAAAGAGCUCAAGAUAGUUACCAUAAAGAGAUUCUGACUAGCAGCGGGCAGAAAAUAUCUAGAAAACAUUGAUUCAUUUAUAUUAUUAAGGACUAGUUAGGUAAUAAUUAAACUCAUAUUGUUUAAUGGCACGCGGGACUUUUAUGUGCUUUCUCUUUAGAAUGUAAUGGAUAUGCAAUCGUGUAAAUUUUUUAGGCGCCA
Molecule: messenger RNA, 1154 nt
Organism: Cicer arietinum (chickpea)
Lineage: Eukaryota; Viridiplantae; Streptophyta; Magnoliopsida; Fabales; Fabaceae
Source: RefSeq, a predicted model, not a curated record